CUUUCAUUUCAGAUUAGAAACUAGAGAGGAUUGCGCACCAUCAUUCUACAAUUGUAAAGGUUGUUUUUUUUCCUCCCCAGACAUGAAAGUGCUUCUAGUUGCUGCAGUGGUCGCCCUGAUUUAUGGCAGUUCUGCCACUUUGCUCAUUAAAGGGCCAACGCAGACGGUUCUGGAGGGAGAUCGGGUCACACUAGAGUGUCAGCUCUCUGACUCUGAACUCAACAUCAGCCAGGUCCACUUUGAAAAGUUCUACAGGUACAUGCAGGGCUGGCAUCCAGUUCUUGAGGGAUUUUGGUGCAGGAAUUCGGCGACUAUCAGUCGGACCCCAGACAGACUGUUGCUGGACAUCCCCUAUGUAAGCAGUAACUAUGAGGGGCCUUACCGCUGUGUGUCCGACGCCGAAAAUGUGACCGCUCCAGACAACUCCUCCCUGCCGCUGACCUUCAAAGUGCAUUAUCUGGGUUACGUAUCGCUGACUAGGGAAGGAUACACCAGCUACUUUGAUGCCCCGAAGGAGCUGAAGGUGCAACUCGGGGAGGACGUGGUGGUGAAGUGCUCCACCAGGUCGUCAGAGAAGCCCACCUACUUGUGGAAUAAAGACGGUGACGACUGGAUCCUGCCUUCCUCUACGCUGACGCUGAGGAAGAUCACAGCGACGGAUGCAGGACUGUACACUUGCAUGGUCCAGCAUCCCACUGUGGAGUCACUCAGCAAGAACCGCACCAUCACCAUCACUGUGCUGUCUAAGGAUUCCCGCUGGUACGAGUCCAGUAAUGGCCGUCUCAUUCUGAUGACCGCAGCAGCGGCCGUCUCUCUCCUGGUGUUCAUCCUCUCCAUGAGUGUGUUCAUGUGCCGCAGGGCCAGACGUGCCAAUACCUGCAAAGGACCCAUUGAUGACCGGUCUCAGAAGAAGCCCAUCUACAAAGCCAGUGUGGAGUCCCUGCCCUCCACCUGUGCAGACAAACAACCUCUGGUUUGACUGCACAGGCAGGUGGAAGGAUGAUGAGGGGGAUGGGGAGAUGGAGCAGGAGGCAUGGAAGAUGGAGUGGAUGACCAGAAAAUGAGGAAUGGCAUAGAGGGGAAACUUAAAGAGGGAGGAGGAUAAGGGAUCUGGAUGGUCACAUUGAGGCAGGAGACAUGGAGGAAAAGAGGAAAAGAGGGAUAUUUGGAGACGGUAGGGAAGGGAGAGAGAAGCUGGUGGUGGGAAAAAAAACUUUGUAGGCUUAAGGGCAAAAUACUGCAGUUAUGUGUCUUGGACAAAAAGGUGGGCAAUUUUCUCUUCAUUUAUUCUGCACCGCGGAAAAUGUUGUGCUCCAUUCUUAGCAAAAUGAUGGGAGAUUAAUCUUGUGUACUGUAAGAGCUGUAAAGACUCAAUACGCAAUUCUCUCUUUUCUGUUGUAAACAUAAUUGCUCAGCUAGGUAAUAUGGGUGCCAUUUGGGUGAUAGAACAAGGUGUUAUUUUGUUGAUUUGUUUCCCAUUCAACCUCUUUUUCCCAAAGCAGAAGCAGCUCAAAGCAUCUGUGAGAAGGUUAUAAUAACCUUUUCACUGUGACAGCUCUCAAGCACAUUGCACUCUACUAUUUUAUUUACUGUACUGUGGAUUGCUUUGAUAUUAAAUGGCUUUCAGAAAAUA
This is a messenger RNA of Anoplopoma fimbria (sablefish), 1633 nucleotides long. RefSeq lists its product as uncharacterized. The transcript is spliced from 7 exons. The record is from RefSeq and is a predicted model, not a curated record. Gene Ontology annotation, cellular component: plasma membrane. Bases 83 to 979 code for a protein of 298 amino acids. Lineage: Eukaryota; Metazoa; Chordata; Actinopteri; Perciformes; Anoplopomatidae.